UAUCUCUUACUUGAGUGGAGAAGUGUCGAGUGUGGUUUGUGUUAAUGUGAUUCGAACCUGGAAAUAAGUGAAAUUGUUUGGGAUAUCUGGUGUCUGAAGCCGAACCGAAAAAAAUGGAUCAGAUAACACCUAAAGAAGUCAAAAUAUUGGAAACAGCUGAAGAUAUUCAGGAACGCCGUGAACAGGUGUUACACCGAUACAGCGACUUCAAACAAGAAGCGAGAUCCAAACGAGAAAAGCUCGAAGAUUCCCGUCGUUUUCAGUAUUUCAAACGGGAUGCCGAUGAACUCGAAUCUUGGAUCAAUGAAAAGCUCCAAGCAGCAUCAGAUGAAAGUUACAAAGACCCAACAAAUUUACAGGCAAAGAUUCAGAAACAUCAAGCCUUUGAAGCUGAAGUGGCAGCACAUAGCAACGCCAUUGUUUCGUUGGAUAAUACAGGAAUGGAAAUGAUCAAUCAGGGGCAUUUUGCCUCAGACAUUAUUCGAAGGCGACUUGAUGAACUGCAUCGUCUUUGGGAACUUCUUCUGUCCAAACUUGCUGAGAAGGGUAUGAAGCUGCAACAAGCUUUGGUGCUUGUCCAGUUCCUGCGUCAGUGUGAUGAAGUCAUGUUUUGGAUAAAUGAUAAGGAAACAUUUGUGACGACUGAUGAGUUUGGCCACGAUUUAGAACAUGUUGAGGUCUUGCAGCGAAAGUUUGAUGAAUUUCAGAAGGAUAUGGCUUCACAAGAAUAUCGUGUCACUGAAGUUAACGAACUAGCUGACAAGUUAAUUAUGGAAGGACACCCAGAGAGAGACACUAUCAGUCAACGGAAAGAGGGACUUAAUGAAGCUUGGAUGCAUCUUAAGCAGCUGGCUUUAAUGCGUCAAGAAAAACUAUUUGGUGCUCAUGAAAUUCAGCGUUUCAAUAGGGAUGCUGAUGAAACUGUUGCAUGGAUUUCAGAAAAGGAUGUUGUCUUGUCCUCUGAUGACUAUGGGCGUGACUUGGCUAGUGUUCAGACACUGCAGAGAAAACAUGAGGGUGUUGAACGAGAUCUGGCUGCACUUGAAGAUAAAGUGUCUACUCUUGGGCAGGAAGCAGAUCGCUUAUGUGGUAUUCAUGCAGAUCAUGCUGACCAGAUUCAGGCAAAACGAGCUGAAAUUGUUGCUUAUUGGGAGAGCCUUACAAGAAAAGCUGAGGAACGUCGCCAAAAGUUGGAUGAAUCAUACUACUUGCAUCGUUUUCUGGCAGACUUCAGAGACUUAAUUUCAUGGAUUAAUGACAUGAAAGCAAUAAUAUCUGCAGAUGAGUUAGCCAAAGACGUAGCAGGUGCUGAAGCAUUGUUGGAAAGACACCAAGAACAUAAGGGUGAAAUUGAUGCAAGGGAAGACAGUUUCCGAGCAACAGCAGAAGCUGGGCAGCUACUAUUAAAACAUGGUCAUUAUGCCUCUGAGGAAGUAAAAGAUAAGCUUGGUGUUCUGAGUUCAGAGAAAGCAUCAUUGUUGUCUAUGUGGGAAGAACGUCGCAUUCUUUAUGAGCAGUGCAUGGAUUUACAACUUUUCUAUCGUGACACAGAACAGGCAGAUACUUGGAUGGCCAAACAAGAGGCAUUUUUGGCUAAUGAAGACCUUGGUGAUUCCUUAGACUCUGUUGAGGCACUUAUUAAAAAGCAUGAAGAUUUUGAGAAAUCUUUGGCAGCACAAGAGGAGAAAAUAAAAGCACUUGAUGAAUUUGCCACAAAAUUAAUAGAGGGUCAGCAUUAUGCUGCUGAUGAUGUUGCACAACGUAGAGCAAUGCUUUUAGAACGCCGUUCAGCUCUGCUAGAGAAAUCAGCCCAGCGUAGAGCAAUUCUCGAAGACUCAAAUCGCUUCCAACAGUUUGAAAGGGACUGUGAUGAAACUAAAGGUUGGAUCAAUGAGAAACUAAAGUUUGCCACUGAUGAUAGCUAUCUUGAUCCCACAAAUCUGAAUGGAAAAGUGCAGAAACAUCAAAACUUUGAACAGGAACUUAAUGCCAAUAAGUCACGAAUGGAUGAGAUUGCUUCCACUGGACAGGAAUUGAUUGAAGCAAAUCACUAUGCAUCAGAUAGAAUCCAGUCACGCAUGGAUGAAAUCUUGCAGUUGUGGGAGACACUAGUUUCAGAAACAGAGAAGAAAGGUUCAAAAUUACAAGAGGCUUCUCAACAGCAGCAGUUCAAUAGAACGGUUGAGGAUGUAGAACUGUGGUUGUCAGAAAUUGAGGGUCAACUGAUGAGCGAAGACUACGGCAAGGAUCUGACAAGUGUGCAGAAUCUUCAGAAGAAGCAUGCAUUGUUGGAAGCAGACGUUGCUUCACAUCAAGAUCGUAUUGAAGGCAUUCGUGUUGCUGCAGCACAGUUUGUGGAAAGAGGACAUUUUGAUGCCGACAAUAUAAAAGCUAAGGAGCUUGCACUUACUGAACGAUACUCUGCAUUGCAACGUCCAAUGAACAUCCGCAAGCAACGCCUGCUUGAUUCACUGCAAGUGCAGCAACUUUUCCGUGAUAUCGAAGAUGAGGAAGCAUGGAUAAGAGAGAAGGAACCAGUAGCUGCAUCUACAAACAGAGGUCGUGAUCUUAUUGGUGUGCAGAAUCUAAUCAAGAAACAUCAGGCUGUCUUAGCAGAAAUUAAUAAUCAUGAAAAUCGCAUAACUGCUGUGUAUCAGUCAGGUCAGCAAAUGCUGGAUGAGGGACACUUUGCAAGUGAUGAAAUAAAACAGAGGGUUGCAACGCUAAAUGAUCACUGGACACAACUAAAAGAUAAAGCACUGCAGAGGAAACAAGAUCUGGAAGAUUCACUUCAAGCACAUCAGUACUUUGCAGAUGCAAAUGAAGCAGAAUCAUGGAUGAAAGAGAAGGAACCAAUUGUGUGUAAUACUGACUAUGGAAAGGAUGAAGAUUCGAGUGAGGCUCUUCUCAAAAAGCACGAGGCACUUGUUUCUGAUUUGGAAGCUUUUGGAAACACAAUUUUAAGUCUCCGUGAGCAAGCACAAUCGUGCAGGCAACAAGAAACACCUGUAAUUGAUGUCUCAGGGAAAGAAUGUGUUAUGGCACUGUAUGAUUAUACAGAAAAAUCACCCCGUGAGGUUUCCAUGAAGAAGGGUGAUGUUCUCACUCUUCUGAAUUCAAACAACAAGGAUUGGUGGAAAGUUGAAGUUAAUGAUCGUCAAGGAUUUGUUCCAGCUGCAUAUGUUAAGAAGAUUGAAGCAGGAUUAUCUGCCUCUCAGCAGAACCUUGCAGACAAGAAUUCAAUAGCAGCAAGACAAAAUCAGAUUGAAGCUCAGUAUGAUCAGUUACUGAGUUUGGCUAGGGAACGCCAAAAUAAACUCAAUGAGACUGUAAAGGCUUAUGUGCUGGUUCGUGAAGCAGCAGAACUUGCAACUUGGAUAAAAGACAAGGAAAGUUAUGCUGAAGUAGCUGAUGUUGGAGAAGACCUGGAACAAGUUGAGGUUAUGCAAAAGAAGUUUGAUGAUUUCCAAGCUGAUCUAAAAGCAAAUGAAGUCAGACUUGCGGAAAUGAAUGAAAUAGCUAUGCAGCUCAUGAGUCUCGGGCAAACAGAAGCUGCCUUGAAAAUACAGACACAGAUAGAGGAUUUGAAUCAGAAGUGGACGUCACUGCAGCAGCUAACAUCAGAGAGGGCCACACAGUUAGGGUCUGCACACGAAGUUCAGCGUUUCCACAGAGAUGUUGAUGAGACAAAAGACUGGAUUCAAGAGAAAGAUGAAGCUCUAAACAAUGAAGACUUGGGAAAAGAUCUGAGAAGUGUGCAAGCGCUACAGAGGAAGCACGAAGGUCUUGAGAGGGAUUUGGCUGCACUGGGAGACAAGAUCAGGCAGCUUGAUGAAACCGCAAACAGGCUUAUGCAAACUCAUCCAGAAACGGCUGAUCAGACGUAUGCCAAACAGAAAGAGAUCAAUGAAGAGUGGACUCAACUCACAGCAAAGGCAAAUAGCCGCAAAGAGAAGUUGUUGGAUUCAUAUGAUCUCCAACGUUUCUUGAGUGACUAUCGUGAUUUGAUGUCGUGGAUCAAUAGUAUGAUGGGCCUGGUUUCCAGUGAUGAACUCGCAAAUGAUGUCACAGGAGCUGAAGCUUUAUUAGAAAGACAUCAGAAUCAUCGAGCGGAGAUAGAUGCCCGCUAUGGGGUUGCUCAGGAACAUCGAACAGAAAUAGAUGCUCGUGCAGGGACAUUUCAAGCUUUUGAUUUAUUUGGACAACAGCUUUUGCAUUCUGGUCAUUAUGCAAGUGUUGAGAUACAAGAAAAAUUGGAAAGCAUGGCAGAAGCCCGUCAAGAACUUGAAAAGGCUUGGAUUGCACGACGAAUGCAACUUGAUCAGUGUUUAGAAUUACAGCUGUUCUAUAGAGAUUGCGAACAGGCUGAAAACUGGAUGUCAGCUAGGGAAGCAUUUCUUGCUGCAGAAGAAGUUGAUUCAAAGGGAGAUAAUGUCGAAGCUCUCAUCAAAAAACAUGAAGAUUUUGACAAAGCCAUAAAUGCUCAUGAAGAAAAGAUUGCAGCACUUCAGACAUUGGCUGACCAGUUAAUUGGUGCUGAUCAUUACGCUUCUAAACAAAUUGAUGAGAAACGCUGUCAGGUGCUUGACAGGUGGCGUCACUUGAAAGAAGCUUUGAUUGAGAAACGCUCACGCUUAGGCGAAUCACAGACUCUGCAACAGUUCAGCCGUGAUGCAGAUGAAAUGGAGAACUGGAUUGCAGAGAAGCUGCAACUAGCUACAGAAGAAAGUUACAAGGACCCUGCCAAUAUACAGUCAAAGCACCAGAAACACCAAGCUUUUGAAGCAGAACUUGCUGCUAAUGCUGACAGAAUCCAGAGUGUAAUUGCCAUGGGUCAGAAUCUCAUAGACAAGCAUCAGUGUGCAGGAUCUGAAGAAGCAGUUCAGGCCAGGCUUGCAUCUAUAGCAGAUCAGUGGGAGUACUUGACCCAGAAAACAACAGAGAAAACAGUGAAGCUGAAGGAAGCCAACAAACAGCGAACAUACAUUGCUGCUGUGAAAGAUCUUGAUUUCUGGUUAGGAGAAGUAGAAUCACUUUUGACAUCUGAGGACUCAGGAAAAGACCUUGCAUCUGUGCAGAAUCUGAUAAAGAAGCACCAACUUGUUGAGGCUGAUAUACAGGCACAUGAAGAUCGCAUUAAAGACAUGAAUGCACAAGCUGAUUCACUAAUUGAGAGUGGUCAGUUUGAUACAGCAAGUAUUCAAGAGAAACGACAAUCAAUAAAUGAACGCUAUGAACGUAUAAAGAAUCUUGCAGCUCAUCGUCAGGCUAGAUUGAAUGAAGCGAAUACGCUCCAUCAGUUCUUCAGGGAUAUCGCAGAUGAAGAAUCGUGGAUAAAAGAGAAGAAAUUGCUUGUUGGAUCUGAUGACUAUGGCCGCGAUUUGACAGGUGUUCAGAACCUGAAAAAGAAGCACAAGAGAUUGGAGACUGAACUUGCAUCACAUGAACCAGCCAUUCAGGCCGUUCAGGAAGCUGGAGAGAAGUUAAUGGAUGUCUCAAAUUUGGGUGUUCCAGAAAUUGAACAGCGUCUCAAGCUCCUUAAUCAGGCAUGGGCAGAGCUUAAGCAGAUGGCAGCUACUCGUGGUCAGAAGCUGGAUGAGUCCCUUACAUAUCAGCAGUUUUUGGCAAAAGUGGAAGAAGAAGAAGCUUGGAUAAGUGAGAAGCAACAACUCUUGGGAGUAGAAGAUUAUGGUGAUACAAUGGCUGCAGUUCAAGGCCUUCUAAAGAAACAUGAUGCUUUUGAAACAGACUUUGCUGCACAUGGAGAUCGUUGUGCAGAUAUCUGUGCUGCUGGUCAAAAGUUAAUCGCAGACAACAAUCAUCACAUGGAAAGCAUUGCCCAGCGUUGUCAACAGCUACAGGUGAAAUUAGAUCACUUGGCCUCGCUUGCUGCUCGUCGGAAGUUAAAGUUGAUGGAAAAUUCAGCAUAUUUACAAUUCAUGUGGAAAGCAGAUGUUGUUGAAUCGUGGAUUGCUGAUAAGGAAACUCACGUUCGAUCAGAAGAAUUUGGUCGUGAUCUUUCCACUGUGCAGACACUUCUGACAAAACAAGAGACAUUUGAUGCAGGUCUCCAUGCAUUUGAACAUGAAGGUAUCCAGAACAUCACAAGCCUGAAAGAACAGUUAGUUUCAGCUUCACACGAUCAGACACCUGCGAUUCUCAAGAGACAUGCUGAUGUAAUAGCCAGAUGGCAGAAGUUGCUGGCAGAUUCAGAUGCUCGUAAGCAGAAAUUACUUCGAAUGCAAGAACAGUUCAGACAGAUUGAAGAACUGUAUCUCACAUUUGCAAAGAAGGCUUCAGCAUUUAAUUCUUGGUUUGAAAAUGCAGAGGAAGAUUUAACUGACCCAGUUCGCUGCAAUUCUAUUGAAGAAAUCAGGGCAUUGAGAGAGGCGCAUCAACAAUUUCAGGCCUCCCUUUCAUCAGCACAAGCUGAUUUUGAUGCCCUUGCGAAGUUGGAUCAGCAGAUAAAGAAUUUUAAUGUUGGGCCAAAUCCAUACACUUGGUUUACGAUGGAAGCACUAGAAGAUACAUGGAGAAAUCUACAGAAGAUUAUUAAGGAACGAGAUAUUGAGCUCUCUAAAGAAGCACAGAGACAAGAGGAAAAUGACAAAUUGAGGAAGGAGUUCGCAAAACAUGCCAAUGCCUUCCACCAAUGGCUUACAGAGACCAGAUACAGACUCCUUGGAUGGGACGGAGCAUCUAUGAUGGAAGGUUCUGGAUCUCUAGAACAGCAGCUGGAGGCAACAAAGCGAAAAGCUGGAGAAGUCAGAGCACGACGAUCUGAUCUGAAACGAAUAGAAGACUUGGGAGCAAUUCUUGAAGAACACCUGAUCCUGGAUAAUAGGUAUACAGAGCACAGUACUGUUGGCCUUGCACAACAAUGGGACCAGCUCGAUCAGUUAGGCAUGCGUAUGCAGCAUAAUUUGGAACAACAAAUUCAAGCACGUAACCAAUCUGGAGUUAGUGAAGAUGCACUCAAAGAAUUUUCAAUGAUGUUCAAACACUUUGAUAAAGAUAAGAGUGGUCGCCUGAAUCAUCAAGAAUUCAAAUCCUGCCUCCGUGCUUUGGGUUAUGAUCUUCCAAUGGUGGAAGAAGGUCAACCUGAUCAUGACUUUGAUGCCAUUCUUGAUAUUGUAGAUCCUAACAGAGAUGGUUAUGUGUCACUGCAAGAAUACAUGGCCUUCAUGAUUAGUAAGGAGACUGAAAAUGUACAGAGUUCAGAAGAAAUUGAAAAUGCAUUUAGAGCUAUCACAGCUGGAGAUCGGCCAUACGUCACUAAAGAAGAAUUGUAUGCUAAUCUCACAAAAGAAAUGGCAGACUACUGUGUUGCUCGAAUGAAGCCUUACGUUGAUCCAAAAACAGAAAGACCCAUUCAAGGAGCCUUGGAUUACAUUGAAUUCACGCGUACAUUAUUUCAGAACUGAAGCAUAAGUAUUUAAUAUAAAUUAUUUUCAAGGUAUUAAUUUUGCAAAGUACAUACUCAUGUUUUCCUUAGUACCUGCUUUUCACUGAAAUUGGAAAUCUGUUACUGAUGUCAUGUAAUGUGCAUCAGAUAACAGUUUACUGCAUUUGGUUAUUGAACAUAGAGACUAUUUAAAUAGCUUGCCUUUUAUGUUACUUUUAUACAAGUAUGUUAACAUAUUGGUUAUACCUGAAGAUAAAUGCAUUUAAGAUUUUUUGCUUACAGUAGCAGUUGCACAAUAUUCUGCUAUAUGCUUUAGAUAAUGGAAAAAUUAAUGGUAGCUCUAUUGUUAUCCUGCAGAAUUACUGUAAAAAGAGUAUGUAAAGAAAGCCACUGUGAAAUUAUAUUUUAUGAUAGAGUAUUAAGAAUCUGUAUUACAUUAAUUUUUUUCCUUCAUUAUAAGAUUGAUGUUGGAGCAGACUUCACAAACCACAAAGCCACAUUUGUGAUUCCCACUUUAAAAUCUCAAAAAUGUAAAAUUAGAAAAUCUAGACUCUGUAAACAUUUUUACAGUUUUUCACAUUGUUAUAAUGUUCUAUAAAUCUAACAAAAACAGAGAUCUAUUUAUUGAUUUUAUCCAAAGGAAAUAUUUGUUUAGUGUGCCUGCAUAAGAUUUUAUUUUUAGUUUGGCAGCUGUUUGUUGUAAACCAUGAAAAUCGUUAAUA
Schistocerca nitens (vagrant locust) is the source of this 8127-nucleotide messenger RNA. RefSeq names its product spectrin alpha chain (gene alpha-Spec). The transcript has 43 exons. Bases 114 to 7424 code for a protein of 2436 amino acids. Gene Ontology annotation, molecular function: actin filament binding; calcium ion binding. NCBI's taxonomy places the organism in Eukaryota, Metazoa, Arthropoda, Insecta, Orthoptera, Acrididae. Gene Ontology annotation, cellular component: cortical actin cytoskeleton; cell projection; cell junction. The record is from RefSeq and is a predicted model, not a curated record. Gene Ontology annotation, biological process: actin cytoskeleton organization.